Molecule: messenger RNA, 1346 nt
Organism: Amorphotheca resinae ATCC 22711
Lineage: Eukaryota; Fungi; Ascomycota; Leotiomycetes; Helotiales; Amorphothecaceae
Exons: 6
Coding region: 42-1205 (387 amino acids)
Cellular component (GO): cytoplasm
Source: RefSeq, a predicted model, not a curated record
AUGACAUACAACCUUCCUCUGUGAUAAAGCUUUGAUUCAGAAUGAACCUCGACGAAGAUGAAGCACCACCACUUUUAGUGGAUGUAGAAGCGGACGGAGAUGAGUUGGUUAAGGAACCAAAGCCUAUCAAAGUCCCAAUUACAAUUGUCACAGGAUACCUUGGGGCUGGAAAGACUACGUUGCUUAACUAUAUUCUGAGUGCACAGCAUGGAAAGAAGAUUGCAGUUAUAUUGAACGAAUUUGGCGAUUCGUCGGAUAUCGAGAAAGCUCUGACAAUCAACCGGGACGGUGAGCAAGUGCAAGAAUGGCUUGAAGUUGCGAAUGGGUGCAUCUGCUGCUCUGUGAGAGAUUCUGGAGUCAGUGCCAUUGAGUCUUUAAUGGAGAAACAAGGGGCCUUCGAUUAUAUCCUCCUUGAGACCACUGGCCUGGCAGAUCCUGGAAAUCUAGCCCCCCUAUUUUGGGUAGAUGAGGGACUCGGCAGCACAAUCUACCUGGAUGGUAUCGUUACACUGAUUGAUGCAAAAAAUAUAUUGAGAAGUCUCGAUGAUCCAGUCAAGGAAACCGUCCAUCACGAUGAAGAUCAUGAGCACAAAGGCCCACUGCUAACUACAGCGCAUCUCCAAAUAUCUCAUGCGGAUGUUAUCGUCAUCAACAAGUCUGAUCUUGUGAGCGAGGCUGAGCUUUUGGCAGUGCGGGACAGAGUUGAAGCAAUCAAUGGCCUUGCAAAGAUACACGUAACCCAACAAGGCAAGGUGCCAGAACUUGAAGGGUUCCUGCUAGACCUCCACGCAUAUGAUGAUGUUGGAGCUUUGGAGGUUUCAGCGAAAGGGCACAGCCAUUUGGAUCCAACCAUAUCGACAAUCACCCUACCUGUCCCUGUGUUGGAAAUCGAGCAGCUUUCAAACCUUGAUGCUUGGCUCAGGUCCGUUCUUUGGAACUCCACGCUUCCCGGCCUUGGUUCCAAUUCAGAAGACCACAACAAGCUUGAGAUCCAUAGAUUGAAAGCCAGGUUACCAUUCUCAAAUGGGGAAGUAAAGAUUGUUCAAGGUGUUCGGGAGGUAUUUGAGAUCUUGGACGCUCCGACAAUCGAUGGUUCUAUAUCUGCGGCCGCUGUCCCUUCAACAGGGAAGAUAGUGUUGAUUGGGAGAGAACUUCAAGGCCUGAGGUUUGAGGAAAGCUUUAGAAAUACAAUAAAAUCCGGAUGAUCCAGUCGUCAUUGUCGGGCGCAAUGCAGAAGUUGCUACUUAGAUUCCUCCUUUUACUCCCAACGAAGACCAUCGUGAAGCAGCGUUGGCUUAAUUUCCGCACUGAUAGAACUCAAGAUUUUGCGAGAAAGAAAGAAGACC